AUGGCCAGAACCAAGCAAACAGCAAGAAAAUCCACCGGUGGUGGCUAUCGACACUACAAUGGGUUGUGGAACAUUUCAUCAUUGAACAAAGGUCGGCCCUCCAAAAAGCCAAAAAGAGAAUGGCUGGUGGAUGAUCACGGAGAGAAACCACACGAAAUUACAAAGAAACAAAUCGAACGAGCCCUUGCCAGAGCUACUCAAAAUCUUCAUCAAAAUGACAAAAAGCAUUAUGAUGAUGAUGCCUUUAAUGUCGAACAACAACAAUAUGAAUAUGUUUCCGAUUUGACAAAAUUGUGGAUUGUACAAGACCAGAGAAGACUCUUAAAGAGUAGCAGCAGUGAAUCAUCAUCAUCAUGCUCCGAUGACGAUUUGGAAAAUCUUUCCAUACUUUUGAAAGAUUUACCUGUUGAUCUCAAGUAUGACAUUAUUGAUUUUGUUCCAACAUUCUCAAAGAGACUUGUUUUUCAGGACAAGACACUACAAAGAAAUAUGCAAUUGGUUGAAAUCAAUGAUCCUCGAAAUGUGUUUUAUCACGCAUUCAACCCUUUAGAUCCUGAUGAAAUUGAAAAGAAGAGAGUUCAUGGAUGUGUCUAUGAAAAUGACACGAUCUUUAUUACAAAUCACAAGAAGAGACUGAUCAAUAGAGAGUAUGCCAUUAGAAUGAAGCACUCUCUUUUGAGACACACAACAACUCUUGACAUGUCAACAGCCACGGAGAGAAAUACCAUCGUGUCGUUCCUUACUUUCAUUAGAGCUCAGAGAUUGUACGCUGAGGGUCGUGCAGACAUGAACGAUGUGUUGAUUUAUCAAGACAAAACAGUAAUUGAAGCCUUGUUUUUGAAACCAAGACUUGUUAAACCCAUAUCAAAGUACAUGGCUAUCGAUGAUGAUGAAGAAGAUGCCAUUUCUAUGCCUGUGAUUCCUUUCAAUCCUGCAAUGCAACCGAUCGACAAGGAAGAUGAUAAUUUUGGAGCAUUUCUUGUUGAUAGUGACGAAUCCUCAAAGAAGAAUGAAAACGGUGAUGAAAGUCCUGUGUUGGACAAGGUCAAAAGUAUUUGGGGAUCUCUUUCAAAUGACCAUCAAGAUCAUGAUAUUUCUGACACUGAUAUUCAAAUGGCUAUCAAGAAAGUUUUGGACAUGGAAAGCAACGAUGACCUUCCAAAGAGGGGCAAGGGAAAGAGAUUGACAGGUUACAGGUCUUUCCAAAAAGUUACUGAAGAGAAAGAAGGUGAUUCUCAAAAAGCUCCAAAGCCUACACAUAUCGUUUAUGAGGAUAUCAUUCCGUUUGAGAUGUUGGCCAUUUGUAGUCUUUAUGAGCCACAUAACUUUCAAAAGACAACCGACAAUGUUGAGGAAAUUUUAGAGUUCAUUGGAGAGAAUACCACACUACAAACUAUUUAUUUGGGUCAAGGACAUGAUGUAGAAGUGAAAAUAGUCCUUUCAUGUUGCAAGGGGUUACGUAAACUGAGUCUAGUGGGUUGGACUUCGUUGUACACUCCUUUCUUUAGAAAGUUGGACACGUUGAUUGAGAUGCCAACACUUCCCAAACUUUCAGUCAUCGAAUUUUGUGGUUGCCUCAAAGAUUGCCUAUCAAGUGGUAAUACCUCCUUCUUGGAUCAAUUAUUAGAGAAAAAUCCAACAGUAGACAACAUUGUUUUAAGUUUGAUGCAAUUCGAAGAGGACGAACUGGAUGACUUUGACAUAUUUGCCAACAAGAAUAUAUUUAUUGGCGAAAAGAAUAUUAACUCAUCUGGAGGAAAUAAUCAUGGUAUGACAAUCUCCAUUCUCAACUUUAUCGAUUACAAGCCAGACGUGUUUGCUUCAACAAUCUCCAAUAUCAGAGCAUUCAAGCAAGAUUUUAGUACUCUUUUUUCGAGAUGGAUUGGAAGUUACCAUUAUCAGGAAGAACAUGAAAAUAUUUGGAUUCUCAAAGUUAAGGAUGUUUUGGAUGUGUUAUUUAGAGAUAAGUUAUUUCCGUUGGAAUGUAUUCCUCAAAAGACAUUCAUGAGGUCUGAAUUGUUUGAAUAUACAGUAUAUUUGGCCAAUACAUAUCAGAAUGGGCGAUUCUUUCCAGGUCCAAUCACUACAACCUACUCUUGGUUUAAUGUUGACACAGAGUUCAAUAAUGCCGUGAAAGCAGGAUUGCAAGUCGAGAGGACCUUUGAAGAGUUAAUAUUUGGCAUGACAAAGGAUUAUUUGGAAGACAUUCUUAACUUUUUACAAGCAAAGUAUUGUCACGAUGCAAAAAGUUUUGAUUCGAUUUUGAGAUAUUUAUUUAUUUAUUCAUUGAGGAUUAAGGCUGAUAUUGAUCUAUUUUCCAGAAUCUUGAGAUUUAUCAAGAAAACGGUGGAUAAGCGCGACACUAAUCUAAUCUUCUCUCCUGUCAAGUGUGCCAUCUCCCCUCAUCACCUGAAAGCAGUCAAAGAAGAAAUUGAUCCUUCCUUUUCAUAUAUUUCUAUACCAAGUGCUGCUUUCAUAUUUCAGACAUCAUUCCAAUGCUCGGCUUUAUUCCUAGACAUUGUACCAGAUCAUGAUUUAUUGUACCGCAAUGAGCUGGGUGACACGUUUUUACACAUUCCUCUACUCUUUAAAGAACAACUUGCGAUCGAAUUGGCACUACAGAGGGCACCAAAACUUGCUCACAUUCUUAAUAAUGAGUCGAGAUCUAUCCUGCACAUUUUGUCACGAACAGCUGAGAACAUUCCCAUCAUUCAUCGUCUGAUAUCACACUACAAGGCCGACAUCAACCUCAAAGACAUUUAUGACAUGACACCAUUCGAUGACUUGAGUGAUGUUUCGCUUGAGAUGAUAGGAGAUUCUUUCAAUCUCAAUCCAAAAAACGAUCCUAACAGUUACCACUUGUACUAA
Molecule: messenger RNA, 2868 nt
Organism: Naegleria fowleri
Lineage: Eukaryota; Heterolobosea; Eutetramitea; Acrasida; Naegleriidae
Exons: 1
Coding region: 1-2868 (955 amino acids)
Source: RefSeq, a predicted model, not a curated record